AUGGUCUCAGACCAGAGCCCUCAACAUCGCUUGCAGAGCCCCCUCUUCGAGUCGCCAGAUUCUCAGCAGGGGAUGUCGCUGGCCCCGGAACCAAUGCACAAGGUCGAAGACGCAAUGUCCCAGAUAGCGAAGAAAGAGAGCACGCCAGUCAAUCCUGGGGGCGACGAUAACUCGCGAAAGAGAAAAGCAAGCUACAGUGACCUCGACAGCAUCGAUUUAGACGAGCUCGAUGACGACGACGGCGAAGACCUUGUGCCUCCCCAUCAGCCCGACGAAGAACCCCUCCCGAAUCAUCCGAUAUAUCACCGCGAGGUCCCGACCGUUCAGGCCUACUGCACGCAGAUGGUGCACCGCUUUCAGGAGCAGAUCAAGAACGGUACCUAUCACGAUGACGAGACGAAGUACCUCUUGGAACUGUUCGAGAAAUUAGAGCAUCCGCCACACGAGACGGAUGUGGUGCAAAUUGGUAUUGUCGGAGACGCUGGGCAGGGGAAGUCUUCCACUCUGAACUGCAUCCUCGGCUGUGAUAUUGCAGACUAUGGAGAUGAUGGCGACAGCUGCACGUGCGUGGUGCAAGAGUACGCGCAGGCCAGCCCAACGCAAACAACACCCUUCAUGGCGGAGAUCGUCUUCUUCAGCCGAAAGGCGUGCGUGGACAUGAUCAAAGAGCACUUUGACCACUACUUCGUACAUUUCACCAACAAGGAUGACAAAGACGACAUGGACGAAGAAGAGCUUGAGAUCAGCCGGCUCAACUCUACGACAGCGCUGUCGACGUUCAUGGCGCUGUUCAAGGGCCAGCGAGAAUUCCACGACAAGGCCUCCGCCGAGGAAUUCCUGCAGACUGCAAUGGCCCCGGAUGAUCUCAACGUGCUCGGCAGGCUUAUCGAAUGGACGGAAGACAUCCUGGACGCGCUUCUCCCCGACCAGGACAGCGAGGAAGACGUCACCCGCAUCAACGCCACUACGGUGUCAUCUCUGAAGAAGCUGACCCAGCCCUUCACAACCACCGUCGAGUACCCCAGCUUCGAAGGCACUUCUCUCCAAUGCUGUCCGUGGCCACUCGUCAAGAAGGUCCGCAUCAACCUGCGAUCCAGGGUGCUCGAGCAGGGCAUCGUCAUUGGCGAUUGCCCCGGCACAACGGACAAGAACCGCUCACGCGUCGAGUCUACCAGACGCUAUCUGCAGGACUGCGACAUCACCAUCGUGGUCAACAAGAUGGACCGCGCCAUCGACCACGCCGCCCUGCACAACCACAUCAACGAAGCGUUCCGCAGGCGGAGAUCGGGCAGUAUCAUCGUCGUGGCGACCCGCGCCGACGACGUCAACAUGAAGGGCAAGCAGGCCUUCCGCUCGACGUCUGCCGAGGAGCGCGCCCUUGCGAAGAUCGACGAGGACGAGGACGCCGUCAACGAGCGCUUCCGGGAGAUCAAAGCCGCGCUCGCGGGAACAGCACUGAGAGGAAAGCUCCGCACACGCCUGAAGCUGCAAAUGCAACGCGAGCUCUGCGAGCGGCAGAAGCAGGACCUGCAACGACGCCGCCUGGAAGUGCGCGUCUGCGCGCGCAACCGCCACGUCCGCGAGGGCAUCUCGGCGCAGUACCACGAGGACACCAAGGACCCCGCGCCGCUGCCCAUCUUCUGCGUCUCGAACACGGUGUAUCUCUCGCACCUCGCGGGGUACUACAGGAAGGAGCCGCCGAUGCUCACGCUGGAGGCGACGGGCAUCCCACCGCUGCGCAACCACGUCCUGGCGAUCCCGUCGAAUGGCAAGUUCGCGUCGCUCGUGCAUCAUUGCCACACGUCGCUGGAGACGGCGCUCAAUACUGUCGAGAUUUCGUGCAGUACGACGAAGCUUAAGCGCAAGGAGGACCUUAAUCGGACGUUUGCGAGAGCGCGGAAUAAUCUGCGCAGUAAUGUGCUGGGCAUUGCGGAGAGGUUUACCGGCCGGCACAUGCAAGUCGUCAUUCAGAUCAUCAGUGAGGAACUCGGGUUUGGAAUUGGAUCGAGUCUGACGCGUGCAAUAGCAGAGAGCGAAACAAAAUGGAUCAACCGCGCCAGACGCAAGUGCGAGAAAUGGGAGAAGCUCAAACCCGCAGGACACAGGGCCGUGACAGCAAAAUACGGUAACUGGAGAACGAAGACGACUCCAGCUCAAGACUGGAACGGCGAGAUGCUCGAAUUCAUCCGAGAAGACCUCGAUCCGCCAUUCGAACGCCUGCACAACUACCAGUGCGACGAUCUCGCCACCGACAUCGCAGAGCGCGUGGGCGACACCAUCGAGCGCCUCGACCGCACACUGAACGUCGAUCCCGCCGCGUCGCUCUCCGGCGCCAUCCUAGCAUUCAAGAAGAACCUCAAAGAGCGCCGCGCCCAAAUCGACCAUCUGCGAGAAAUUCAAGACCGAGCUCAAGAAGACCAUGAGGCGAGUCUGCACCCUUCCCCCUUUCCAAACCCACUAACGAAUCCCAGACUCAUCCAGAUGCGCACCUGCACAGAAGGCGACGCCCACUACUUCACCGCCGCCAUGCAAAAAGUAUACCAGCACGCGCUCGCCGCGCAGAAAGGGCGCGGCUCCGGCUCGACGCUCCACAGCGCGCGCUGCGCCGCCUUCAAGCAAACACUCUGCACGCAUAACGGCACCUUCAUGGAGAUCGCGCACGGCAUCCAGCGCGACUUCGGCCCCCUGUUCGCGGCCGCCGUCGACAGGCUCGUGCGGCAGCUGGACGGCAUCUUUGCGCUGACGCAGCACGAUGUCGAUCAGGUGUGCUCGACGAAGGAGGAUGAUUCGCCCGAGGGCAGGGCGAUGCGCGCGGUGCUGCUGGGGAUGCUGCCGGCGGAAAGGCUGUUUCUGGCGGAGAAGAUUCAGGGGACGUUGAGGGGGUGUCGGGAGUAG
Molecule: messenger RNA, 2895 nt
Organism: Trematosphaeria pertusa
Lineage: Eukaryota; Fungi; Ascomycota; Dothideomycetes; Pleosporales; Trematosphaeriaceae
Exons: 8
Coding region: 1-2895 (964 amino acids)
Source: RefSeq, a predicted model, not a curated record